Dermacentor silvarum is the source of this 1243-nucleotide messenger RNA. RefSeq lists its product as uncharacterized. NCBI's taxonomy places the organism in Eukaryota, Metazoa, Arthropoda, Arachnida, Ixodida, Ixodidae. The transcript is spliced from 5 exons. The record is from RefSeq and is a predicted model, not a curated record. Bases 1 to 690 code for a protein of 229 amino acids.
AUGAUCCUCAUAUGCGCCCUCGUUCUGAUCGGUCUUCGGCCGGUGGUGGGCAUCUCCCUCAAGCUGGGCUGCAGCAUAGAAGUGCUGGACAAGUGUGGCGCUGACCUGGUCAUUUUCGGCACCGGCCACACAGUUCCCAACAACACCAAAGAGCUGCUCAAGCAGUGCGAGAUCGAGUUUUCCGCGGGUAUCUGUGCGCGCCAGUUCGCCAACCGGUGCCUUCCUCCGCUUCCACGUGGCAUGGUCGUCGUCAUCCUGGAGGGCAUCAGCCAGGAGGUCUCCUCCAAAUGCAACGUCUCCAAUCCACUACACGAUGAAUUCCUGAAGCAUGCCCCUUGCAUGAACAAGGUGGGUGACACGCUUCACAUGUGCAUGAAGAAGCUCACACUAAGCCUCGACUACAGCGCCAGCAUCGAGCCACACCUAAGGGUCGGCCGCUCCUGCUGCAACUUCGCCGAGUACCUCAAGUGUUCGGGCGACGCGAUGCGAAAGCAGUGUGGCGCCGAGGCGGAGGACUACAUCAAGAAGCUGCUGACGAGGUCUGCGGGGGACUUCAUCGAGAUUGCCUGCAUCAACCACCGCACCGACUUCGAGACGUGCAAGUCAUCCGCGGCCGUGGUGGACAUGUCCACGACGCGAAUCACCUCGCUAUUGUCGCCCAUGGCCAAGCUCGUGUCGGCCGAGGGCUAGCACGUGCAUUAGCCGAGGUUUGGGCUAGCCCCGACUCGCGUCGGGGAACGGGAACAGAAACGUGGUUAUGACGAAACCCCCUUAGAUAAUGGAGCUGACAGGACAGCGGGGUCUGUUAGGACCCGGACAGUGCUUGAACGGGACCAUACUUAGCCAGCCAUAAAAUCGUGUUCAUUAAGAAAUUACCUGUUCGGACUGUACUUGCCUCUGUCUACGAAGGCGCAAAUGGGGACCAUGGUGAGGCCACUUGGGCCGUCAUGCAUGUUAUCCGUAGGAAACAUUUGGCAUGGCCUUAUGCGCCAUUGACUGGCUGAAUACGCGGUUUCUCCACGUCUUUAGUUAGCUACAACUCUGAAAUGGCACAGUAGAUGGCGGCCAGUCACGUGAUGCCUUUCUUGCAGUUCCUUUACAGGGCCCUCAAAGUUAAACAGCUUUUUAAAUAAACACGCCAUGCUAGCUACGCAACAUCUGCUUGCACAAACGGUUUAUGCGCUUUGGCGGACACAAUUUCAGCGAACAAUUGUAAUCAUCAAACACAAAUUUAACAAAACUU